CAAAAAAAUAAAUAAAUAAAUAAUACAACUUCAACAUGUCAAGGAAGGCUAUGAACUGAUAGGAGUCCUAUUUCUACAGCUGAAACAAUGCACUUAGAUUUGUCACUUAUUGAAUUGUGAAUCUCGGAAGAUUUACACUUGAGAAAUGUCCACCCCAACUGAUCCGUCAGUUGGAAUGUCACACCCUGGUCCUUCCCCCGGUGCUGGCCUUUCACCAGGGCCCAUUUUAGGCCCAAGUCCCGGACCAGGCCCCUCUCCAAGUUCUGUCCACAGCAUGAUGGGCCAAAGCCCAGGACCUCCUAGUGUACAUGGCAUACAGAGCCAGGGGUCUGGAGACUAUUCUCAGGAGGGCAUGCAUCCCAUGCACAAGCCGAUUGAAGGAAUGCAUGAAAAGGGCAUGGGAGAAGAAAUGCACUAUGGGCAGAUCAAAGGUGUUGGCAUGAGAUCCCUGCACAGUGGUAUGGGCCCACCGCAGAGUCCAAUGGAUCAGCACAGCCAAGGAUACAUGUCACCUCACCCUUCCCCAAUGGGCUCGGUACCUGAGCAUGUGCCAAGUCCCAUAUCUGGAGGGGGUCCUACACCACCUCAGAUGCCAAUGGAGCCGCAGGCGAUGGGGCAGCCGGGCCGUGGCCACUCAGCCUUCAGCCCUGUUCAGCUGCAGCAGCUCCGUGCACAGAUACUUGCUUACAAAAUCCUGGGUCGUGGGCAGCCUCUGCCUGAGAAUCUGCAACUGGCUGUGCAGGGCAAGAGGAGCCUUCCCACAAUGCAGCAGCAACCCGUGAACACUGGACCUUACAACAGGCCUCAAGGUAUGCCUGUGCCCCAUGGAAGCCCUGCAUCUGGCCCAUGCCCCACUCCAGGCAUGCAGACACAUGCCCCAAGCACCGGGCCAAAACCAUGGACAGAAGCUCAAGGUACUGAGGCCUGUAGCAGCUCCCAGAAGCUCCCAGUUCCAGUCCCUAGUGGCAGGCCCUCUCCUGCUCCUCCUCAGGCUCAAACACCUACACAGGCCAUGCCCAGUACAUCUCUCACACCACAACCCCAAUCACAACCCCAAGGCCAGCAAUCUCAGCAGCAACAAGGCCCUGGGCAGACCUCACUCAUUAUCCAGCUGCAGCAGAAGCAGAACCGCAUCACACCCGUCCAGAAACCACAAGGCCUGGACCCAGCAGAGCUUCUGCAGGAGCGCGAGUACAGGUUGCAAGCCAGGAUUGCUCAUAGAAUUCAAGAGCUGGAGAAUUUGCCUGGGUCUCUGCCUCCUGACCUGAGAACUAAAGCAACAGUCGAGCUAAAGGCCUUGAGACUUCUAAAUUUUCAACGACAGCUUCGACAGGAUGUCGUGGCUUGCAUGCGCAAAGAUACGACUUUGGAGACAGCACUGAAUUCCAAAGCCUACAAGCGCAGUAAGAGGCAAACACUGAGAGAGGCACGCAUGACUGAGAAGCUGGAGAAGCAGCAGAAAAUUGAACAAGAGAGAAAGCGGCGUCAAAAACAUCAGGAAUACCUUAACAGCAUCCUCCAGCAUGCUAAAGACUUUAAGGAGUAUCACCGAUCAAUCUCUGGAAAGAUCCAGAAGUUGUCAAAGGCUGUGGCCACAUGGCAUACCAACACAGAGAGGGAGCAGAAGAAGGAGACAGAGAGAAUCGAGAAAGAGAGAAUGAGAAGGCUGAUGGCAGAGGAUGAAGAGGGCUACAGAAAGCUGAUUGACCAGAAGAAGGACAAGCGCCUGGCCUAUCUACUCCAGCAGACCGAUGAGUACGUGGCCAACCUCACUACACUGGUCUAUGAACACAAGGCUGCCCAGGCUGCCAAGGAAAAAAAGAAGAGGAAGAAGAAGAAGAAGAAGGAAGAUGGAGAAACUGAGGGGCUUGGAACAAUUGGACCUGACGGGGAGCCCAUUGAUGAGAGCAGUCAGAUGAGUGAGCUCCCCGUCAAGGUCAUUCAGACAGAGACCGGAAGGGUACUACAGGGCACAGACGCUCCCAAGUCUAGCCAACUGGAGGCCUGGCUUGAGAUGAAUCCUGGGUAUGAAGUGGCCCCAAGGUCGGACAGUGAAGAGAGCGGUUCGGAGUUUGAAGAGGAGGACGAUGAAGAAUUGGUCUCCCGAGCAGAAUUAGAAGAUAAGAAAGUGAUUGAUCCUAAUAACGAAGAGGUGUUUGAAACAGCAGCAAAGCACAUCAUAGAAUCUGCCAAGCAAGAUGUGGAUGACGAGUACAGCGUCCAGGCAGGAGAUACCAGUUCACAGUCUUAUUAUGGAGUAGCCCAUGCUGUCAUUGAGAGGGUGGAAAAGCAGUCAUCCUUAUUGAUCAACGGCACACUUAAGCAGUACCAGAUCCAGGGCCUAGAGUGGAUGGUGUCCCUGUACAACAAUAACCUAAAUGGCAUACUGGCAGAUGAGAUGGGGCUGGGGAAGACCAUCCAAACCAUUGCACUUCUCACGUACCUAAUGGAAAACAAGAGACUUAAUGGUCCUUAUCUGAUCAUCGUGCCAUUGUCGACUUUGUCGAACUGGGUUUAUGAACUUGACAAGUGGUCACCAUCCAUUGUGAAAAUUGCUUACAAGGGCAUGCCAUCCAUGCGACGGUCAUUUGUUCCUCAACUUCGUAGCGGGAAGUUCAAUGUCCUUUUAACCACUUAUGAGUACAUCAUCAAGGACAAGCACAUCCUUGCCAAGAUCCGCUGGAAGUACAUGAUUGUGGACGAGGGUCACCGUAUGAAGAACCACCACUGCAAGCUCACACAGGUGCUGAACACACAUUACGUCGCCCCACGCCGGCUUCUGUUGACAGGAACCCCUCUGCAGAACAAACUGCCUGAGCUUUGGGCUCUGCUCAACUUUCUCCUGCCCACAAUCUUUAAAAGCUGCAGCACCUUUGAGCAGUGGUUCAACGCACCAUUUGCCAUGACUGGGGAACGGGUGGAUCUGAACGAAGAGGAGACCAUCUUGAUCAUCCGCCGUCUUCAUAAAGUGCUGCGCCCCUUCUUGCUUCGUAGAUUGAAAAAGGAAGUCGAGUCUCAGCUGCCUGAAAAGGUUGAAUAUGUGGUCAAAUGUGACAUGUCAGCCAUCCAGAAAGUUCUGUAUAGGCACAUGCAAGGAAAAGGCAUCUUGCUUACAGAUGGCUCAGAGAAGGAUAAGAAGGGUAAAGGAGGGGCAAAGACUCUUAUGAACACCAUUAUGCAGUUGAAGAAGAUCUGUAACCAUCCUUAUAUGUUCCAGCACAUUGAGGAAUCUUUUGCCGAGCACUUAGGCUACCCAAAUGGCAUCAUUAAUGGUCCUGAUCUGUACCGUGCUUCAGGAAAAUUUGAGCUGCUGGACCGCAUCCUACCUAAGCUUCAGGCCACCAAUCACAGAGUGUUGCUCUUCUGUCAGAUGACUUCCCUAAUGACCAUCAUGGAGGACUAUUUUGCCUACCGCAACUUCCUCUACCUACGUCUAGAUGGAACAACCAAGUCUGAAGAUCGUGCGGCACUGCUGAAGAAGUUUAAUACUGAGGGUUCACAGUAUUUCAUCUUCCUGCUCAGUACCAGAGCAGGGGGUCUUGGCCUUAACUUGCAGGCUGCUGACACUGUUGUCAUCUUUGACAGUGACUGGAACCCCCACCAGGAUUUGCAGGCUCAGGAUCGCGCUCACCGAAUCGGACAGCAGAACGAGGUGCGUGUGCUGCGCCUUUGCACGGUUAACAGUGUCGAAGAGAAGAUCCUUGCUGCGGCCAAAUACAAACUCAACGUUGAUCAGAAGGUCAUCCAGGCCGGCAUGUUUGACCAGAAAUCCUCCAGUCACGAGCGCAGGGUUUUCCUACAGGCCAUCCUGGAACACGAGGAACAAAAUGAGGAGGAGGGAGGAAACCAGGGAACCCAGAAUCCUUUGUGGACACAUACAGAGGAGGAUGAAGUUCCUGAUGAUGAAACACUAAAUCAGAUGAUUGCCCGCAACGAGGAGGAAUUUGAGCUUUUCAUGCGCUUUGACCUGGAUAGGCGUCGUGAAGAUGCGCGAAACCCUAAGCGUAAACCUCGUCUGAUGGAGGAAGACGAGCUACCAUCCUGGAUCAUCAAAGACGACGCUGAGGUGGAGCGUCUCACCUGUGAGGAAGAGAAAGAGAAGAUGUUCCCUCGGGGUUCGCGCCAUCGCAGGGAUGUGGAUUACAGUGACGCGCUGACUGAAAAACAGUGGCUGAGAGCCAUCGAAGAUGGCAACCUGGAAGAGAUGGAAGAGGAGAUCCGUCUGAAGAAGCGUAAGCGUAAAAGGCACUUAGACAAAGGCAGCCGACGUGAGGAUGGGGACAAGGCUAAAAAGAGGAGGGGACGACCUCCAGCCGAAAAGCUUUCUCCCAACCCUCCCAAACUCACCAAACAGAUGAGCACCAUCAUCGAGACAGUCAUCAACUACAAAGACGGGUCAGGCCGACAGCUCAGUGAGGUGUUUAUACAACUGCCUUCUAGGAAAGAGCUUCCAGAGUACUACGAACUGAUAAGGAAACCAGUGGACUUCAAGAAGAUCAAGGAGAGAGUGCGCAACCAUAAGUACAGGAGCUUGGGCGAUUUGGAAAAAGACGUAAUGCUCCUGUGCCACAAUGCUCAAACCUACAAUCUAGAAGGCUCUCAGAUCUUUGAGGACUCCAUCGUGCUGCAGUCCGUAUUUAGGAGCGCUAGGCAGAAGAUUGCCAAAGAGGAGAGUGAGGACGACAGCAAUGAUGAGGAUGAUGAAGAGUCAGAAGCUGAGUAUAAGUCAGUGAAGGUGAAGAUCAAGCUGAACAAGCAGGAGGAGCGGAGCCAAGAGAGAGGCAAGAAGCGGCCAAGCCGGGUGAAGGCCAAACCUGUGGUCAGUGAUGAUGACAGUGAUGAGGAGCAGGAGGAAAAUGAGCAGUCUGAGGGAAGCCACACAGAAGAUGAGUAACAAAGGACCUGCUUCUACCCAUCUUUUUUUUUUUUUUUUUUGAGUUCUUUAAAAGUAUAUCUACCCCGUCUACCUUACAAAGGUGCUGAGAAGAACAGAGCACUUACGUCUGGCUUGUUCUCGGGUCAUUUGACCGAAGCAGCGUUUUUGAACAUUUUGUCGAAUUCAUUCACCUGUCAUGCGGUUUCACUACACAAAGUGUACUGAUGAAACCCGAUGCCCUCGUAUAUGUUUUACCCAGCUAUAUACAUUGUAUAGGUUUACUUGCACAAAAAAAAUUACAUUGCACAGAAAUCUGGGUUUCGAGUGCAUCGAGACGAAGAGCAGUCCUCCUGCUCAUAAUUCACUUCUAAAGUAAGGAAGGUUUUUGUCAAAAAGUUUUUAUCUCGUAAAAAGGCACACUUGGGUCAAAUCUUUAAAUUUCAUAUAUUCUCAUAUUUUCAUAUAAGCUCAUUCCCGUAAACUGAAUACAAUGUAGAGAUUUUUUAAACAUGGAAAGAAUUUGACUUUGAUUUGGUCCACUGUUAAAGCUGAUAAUGUUGUGGUGGAUUGAGACAUUCAAACAAGAUUCACGUAUAUAUGACACUUCACUCUUGCUUCUGAUUAUCUCUACUUUAAACUCAACCCUCACAGCUGUGCAUAGUUUUUUUCUUUGAAAUUCUAGACACAAAACUUAUACAAAUCUUAAAACUGAAUUAUAUAUAUAUAUAUAUAUAUAUAUAUAUAUAUAUAUAUAUAUAUAUAUAUAUAUAUAUAUAUAUAUUGUCUUGCUAAUACGCUUACAUUUAUCAGUAUUAUUGUCAGUCCUUUUGGUCGAACAGAACUUUUUUCAUAUCUUCUUUUAUAUAUUUUUGCUUUUUGCAUGUUACCUUUUCUGAAGUGUCAUAAUCAUUGCUUUCUUUGCACAAUGUCUUUGUGGUUGUAUUGCAUAGCCCAAAGCAAAUAAAUUUCACAGAUCUUGAAGGCCA
Messenger RNA from Silurus meridionalis, 5862 nucleotides. It is a transcript of the gene smarca2, whose product is annotated as SWI/SNF related, matrix associated, actin dependent regulator of chromatin, subfamily a, member 2. The coding region runs from base 146 to 4894 and encodes 1582 amino acids. Gene Ontology annotation, cellular component: nucleus; RSC-type complex. Gene Ontology annotation, biological process: positive regulation of transcription by RNA polymerase II; chromatin remodeling. Gene Ontology annotation, molecular function: histone binding; ATP-dependent chromatin remodeler activity; ATP binding. NCBI's taxonomy places the organism in Eukaryota, Metazoa, Chordata, Actinopteri, Siluriformes, Siluridae. The transcript is spliced from 35 exons. The record is from RefSeq and is a predicted model, not a curated record.